This is a messenger RNA of Populus nigra (black poplar), 1918 nucleotides long. RefSeq lists its product as uncharacterized. The transcript has 7 exons. The record is from RefSeq and is a predicted model, not a curated record. The coding region runs from base 183 to 1316 and encodes 377 amino acids. NCBI's taxonomy places the organism in Eukaryota, Viridiplantae, Streptophyta, Magnoliopsida, Malpighiales, Salicaceae.
CAGAUUUCGCGGGGAUGUCAAAAAGGUUCUAUUUAUUCCUUGUUUGGAAUUUGAAAAAUAUAAUCUCGGUCUCUGCUGCUAAACCCUAAAGCCCUUCAAAAUUCACCCCUUCCAAGAUCUUGGGUUGCUUUUUUAUUUUUCUUAAAGACCCUUUUGGAUUUUACAGUUGGUGAAGAAGAAAGAUGUUAAAGACUGCAAUGAGCCCGGCACGCAGUUGUUCAGAUCAUUGUGCUGCUGGUUCGAUUGAGGAAAAGGAUGCUAUGAGAGUUUGGCUGGAAUUGAAACAAAAUGGAUUUCUCUCGCCCUCGCCAUUGUCUCUGUCUGCCUCAAAGCCAAAGCCUGCUCCGAUGCCAAAUAAGAAGCGAGAGAGACAUAGAAAUGCUGGGUUUAGUGAAAAACCGGAGCUUGCUAAGGUGCGGCGAGUUGAUGGGUUGACUAAGGUUGCUGCGUCUGCUUCUGGAUUGCUCAAGAAAAUUAAUCCAGGGACCACACCUUCCGUUGGCAUGCUGCCAACGCCAGAAAAGCACAGUGAGAUGCGUAGGAUUGGUGGACCAAAGGGAUUGUUGAAGGUUUUAAAGGUAGAACCGACUAGCAUGUACUCUCGGAUCUCUCCACCAUGUGGGUUGCUUAAUGAGUUCAAUCCAGGGAUCAUAAAUCGGAUACGAAGCAGUAAACAGGUAUUUUCAGUGAUUCGGGAUUUUGUUAGAAGAGAUACAGUAGGAAAUAUUGACAUCCCAAGUAAGCAGGAAAAGAGAUCCGGGGAAAAUGAUGUGAUUGGAUGCCCAAAUAGUUCAUCAGGAAGUGACCAACUGGGACUAUGUUCAAAGGGCCGAAGUGACCAUUUGUGUGUGAAAACAGAAUAUGAUGAAGAGUUUGGUGAUUUGGGGAUAGAUGUGAGAAGGGCAGACAAUGAAGAUGACAAAGAUGAAUUGAAGUCAUCCAUAUCUUCAGUUACAGCAUCUGAAAAUGCAAGCAGUUCUGUUCUUGAUGAGGUGUCAGCAAGCACAGCAAGGGGUUCUUCUCUUUCUCUAGAAGAUGCUACUGCAGCUUCUCAAUGGUUGCAAUUUCUUCGCCACGACAUCACAUGGCGUCUUGAAGCAUCGAUGCAUGGUAGAACGAGGAUUCAAAAUGCAAUCCAGAGAGAAUUGCCUGCCCUUAUGCUCAAAGAAUUUUCAGUUGACCAAGAAACUGAUUUCUUGGCUGCCAAAAGGUUUGUUUCUUUAAGCAUGGAUGUCCAUAAAGCAAAGUGGAUAAAUCAGUUUGAUCGGAUGGAUAAGACACCCAAUGAAGAGGCGGAUCGACUGGUCGGUAAUUAAGCAUGUCACUGGAGUUCCUUCAAGACACUAAUGGCCAUCCACUCUGCAGAAUUUUAUGAGCAUGCACUUAGAUGAAGAUUAUCAUCUAAAAUGACACUUACACUACUGAAUGCCCAACAUCAAUUCUAGGAACUAUGGUUGAACCAGGUAGAUAUGGCCGGCUCUUCUUCAUCAUCACCAUCAAUGGGGUUUGAUUUUGAUGAGAAACUACAUGUUUUAGCUGUUGAAGCUGUUGAUGAUGGCUUGAUAGAUCGGAAAGCUAUUGAAAGGUUACUCAGCAACUCUGAAUAUAAAGGUGCGUGGAGGAAGGAGCUCAAGAGUUCUUGCUAAAGCCUCUUCAGCUAUCAGACGUGACAAGACCGAGUGCCAUAUAAAAAAGCAGAACAAUCCAUCACAUGGAGGCUUUGCAGGGGAAGAUGAACAUGCAGAAAAAGAUGUCAAAAGGAGAGACAUGAAAGAAAUUUUUUUUAUUUUGGGGAGUAAUUCUAGGACUACUGCAAUCAAUAGAAGUGUGUUAUGCACUAUACUGUUUCAUCCCUUUUGUUAACAUCUAAAGUAGUUAUCUAUAUAUAAGGAGUUGUUUGCCUUUCGUUUCUGCUUAA